AUGGCGCCAAACGACCUAGGAGAUGAGCCACUUGACCUACAGAUCUUCGCAGAUGAAGACGACGCUGAUGAUAAGACCUACAAGCAGAUUCUCCUCGCUCUCGUCAGUGGAGAGCUGAGUCCGCAUGCCGUAGCCGCCGACUUUGACGCCUGGGUCGUGCGGGAAUCCAACAGACGACUCAAGCUGCUCAUGGAGCGGCCAGAUCCUAAAGGCCUGACACCCCAAGAGGAAUCCAGUGGAAUGACCAUGCGCAUGAUAUCUCCCGAUGCUAGCGGCUAUAUCGAAGAGGCUUUUUCAGCUAUUGCCAGACUCUUCUCAGCCUUCCCACCGAACCAUCCUGGUCAAGAUCGCAUCAUUCUGUUUAUUGAGGCACUAAGUGCCAUGCCAGAGCAUAGAGCCCCGGAUGCGAUCCCGGAUAGCUCGAAUGACGGCUAUAUCACGCUGUGGCCCUUUGGAGGCAAUUGGCAAGCCUUGGCAGAAUUAUUCCGUAAAGAAGCAUCGGCAUAUUUCUUCCCAUGUCCCGACAUCGGCAUUCCGGGUAGUGAGAAGCGCCUCCGCUGGCGCAACCUCCAGUCUGCCAUGGCGCGCCUCACUGCGAUGGAACUCAUAGACUGUGGCUUCCUAUGCGCCUUAGAGUACAUAUUACCGUCUAACCCCUAUUAUCCUGGUCUGGGGAAGAAAGAACUCGAUGGUCCGAAUGUUAUUGGUGGCAGCGCCAUCGCUGGGGCACAAUGGAUCGUAGCGCAGCCCGACCUGGUUGGGAGAUAUGUCUACGCGCAGUGUCAACAGGCGGGGUCUGUUGAUGGACCCAGGGAUAUGUGGAGUGCAGAGAGAUGGGGGCAGUGGAAGGAGCAAUUUGAGUUUAUUGCCAGAGAUGGGAGGUUUGACGAUGAAGCGAGGCGGGUAGCUGAGCUGGCUCUGAGGCGGAUGAGCGGCGUUGAACUGGAACUCGCAUAG
Hypoxylon trugodes is the source of this 957-nucleotide messenger RNA. RefSeq lists its product as uncharacterized. Lineage: Eukaryota; Fungi; Ascomycota; Sordariomycetes; Xylariales; Hypoxylaceae. The coding region runs from base 1 to 957 and encodes 318 amino acids. The transcript is spliced from 2 exons. The record is from RefSeq and is a predicted model, not a curated record.